GAUACGGUUCGACACAGUGGUAAUUUCAUUUAUCAUUAAUCAGUCAUUUCUACUACCGCUCGCUUACUGAUAAUUGUAUUUCAGCGUCGUGUCAGGUGAGCACUAGUGAGGAUGACGAUGCCGCAUGUAGGGGCAGUAUUUGGAGCAAUAGCAGGAGUGAUGGCCAUCUUGUUGCACUCCUCGAUUCAUAAGAUUGAGGAAGGACACCUUGCCGUGUACUACAGGGGUGGGGCGUUGCUGACUUCUCCCAACGGUCCUGGAUACCACAUUAUGCUGCCUUUCAUUACCACCUACAGAUCAGUGCAGACUACUCUCCAAACUGAUGAGAUCAAGAAUGUGCCUUGUGGAACAAGUGGCGGUGUGAUGAUCUACUUUGACAGAAUAGAAGUUGUUAACAUGCUGGUCCCUACAGCAGUGGUGGAAAUUGUGAGGAACUACACAGCUGAUUAUGACAAAACUCUAAUUUUCAACAAGAUUCACCAUGAACUCAACCAGUUCUGCAGUGUACACACACUACAAGAGGUCUACAUUGAGUUGUUUGAUAUUAUAGAUGAAAACCUGAAGACUGCUUUGCAGAAAGAUCUUAAUGCUAUGGCACCUGGACUUACAAUACAGGCAGUCCGUGUUACCAAGCCAAAGAUCCCUGAAUCUAUCAGGAGGAACUUUGAACUCAUGGAAGCAGAGAAGACUCGUCUUUUAAUAACAGCUCAGACUCAGAGGGUGGUGGAAAAGGAAGCCGAGACUGAAAGGAAGAGGGCCAUUAUUGAGGCUCAGAAAGUGGCCCAGGUAGCAGAGAUUCAGUUCCAACAGAAGGUGAUGGAGAAAGAGACGGAGAAGAGGAUCUCUGAAAUAGAGGAUGCUGCCUUCAUGGCGAGGGAGAAGGCUCGGGCUGAUGCAGAAUAUUACACUGCUGCGAAGUUCGCUGAAGCAAACAUGUUGAAGUUAACCCCAGAGUACCUGGAGCUGAUGAAGUACCAGGCCAUAGCAGCUAACAGUAAGAUCUACUUUGGCCAGGACAUCCCGAACAUGUUUGUAGAGGGAACCACCAGCCCCCCUAAGUCUGGGCGCUCUGCUCAUCUGUCCAAUACUCAACCAGACUUGGUUAGAGGGAAGCCAGAGGGACAGUGAGCCCACAUCUCUGCCUCUGCACAGGACAGGGGAACCUGAUGGGGACUGUCUGUGAGGUGGAGAGCACUGAACUGAAGAUGAAGGGUGGGAUAGCUUUGCGGCUAGUUUGGUGAAUAAUGCACUUCACUCUUAAAUCUAAAUGGCAAAGAAACAGUGGAAAAAUUAAAGGACAAGCAGAAGUGAGAGCGGGGAAAGGCAAGACAAAAGGGAAAGUUUUUUUUACCUUCCACUCUUUGGGGGAAUACGAGUUUUAGGAAUGAGAAUGAUGCCAUAGUUAAAAAUCAAAAGCAUAAUAAAUGCUUAUGCCUGGGAAGACGACUGCAAGUAGUCGCCUUAAUUUACAUGUGCUUGCAACCAGUGCGUUGUUUAACUUUGCUGUCGGAUCUGCAUUAAUUUUGUUUGUUGUAUGCAAGAGGAGUGAUUUGAGAAUUAAUUUCUAGUUGAGCUGAACUGGAAUCUAACAGGAGACACUAAUUAAUUAAAAGCGGUAUGGUUUGUGUAAGUGUGUAACGUGGGUAGGUCAUCUCCGUGCCAUCUUCUCUUCCACUAAAUCACUAGUUCUCUCUCAACAUGAGUCAGUGUGAGGACUGUUGAGUCACACCUCAUAUCAAUUGCUGCUUGUGGAUGAACUAAACAUAGUUAUGACAGGUUACAUAGUAGUGAGCAUUACACAUUGGUCGUUCACAGCAUUUCCAGCUGGUUGAAAUCAUCAAUCAUUACAAAGGAGUUGUGAAUUUUUUUUUUUUUUUAAAGGAUAACGUCCUUGAGACAAGUGGCCUGUUAAAUUUUCACCUGAGAUUGCAUAAAGUUAAACACAAACCUACAGACACUGGAGUAUCUGAUGUUGGAGGGCUGUCUUUGUGAUCACAGUUUCUAUAGUUAAUAUAAAGUGGUGUCAGGUUGGUGGUAGUGUAGAUUAUUUUUAGCGUGGUGAUAGUUUGCUGUUAGUAGUUGUGGGUGCGAGUGCAGCCGCCUCAGGAAGACUUGAGAUGCUGCAGAGACCUGCUGUGGCGUUUACUGUGAGAAGAAAAGGUUCUAGUGCUGCCCAUAGAAAAUCUGAUUUUCUCCUCUUAAAGUGAAUUUAAGUUAUUUAAUAUGGGAGCGUAACAGUAAAGCAGUAUAAUGAUGGUGCCACGGGGGAAGUCAUGAUUUGGAUUCCUUGUCAAGAAGUCAGCACAUCUUUCUUUCUUCCAUCUGGUUUUGAUUAUUAGGCCCAUGCAUGUGGAAGUGUGUAGUGGCUUGAUUCAGAUGAUCAGUAGUGCCUGCGAUUGCCUGCCAACUCUGUUGUUACACAACUUAUUUGGAUGUGGUAAAAUGUAAAUUCUCAGGAAAUUUGCCUUUUCAUUUGAUUAAAACAGCUGCUCAGUAGAGUGCUGCAGGGAUGACUCCUAAAACCCAGGAGUGAGAUAGCAUUUAGCACCUCCAGUUCCCUCGUCUUGAAGUCAAGAGUUUUUUUUCGUGGUGGUGGUGGUGGUUGGGUCAAAUGCCUGAAACAAGGUCUGUGGUUAAUUCGAACUAACAUGGUUUCACAUUUUGUUCUAAGACAUGAAAUACGUCAGUAAACAGCUGUUACAUGUCUUAAAAAAUGGAUUCGUUAGCAUGUGACUAAAUAAGACUACAGAACGUCAUCACACCAAACACGGCUUUACAGCCUUGCGGUGGUAGUGAUGAUGAGGUCAUAGCCUAACUUGAGCUUUUUACUUCUGGCGAUUGCAAUUAUGCUUCAAAAAUCAUGAAACCGUGUUCAUUUAUGAGGAUUAUCUUGCCGCACAAGACAUGUGAGUAUCAUAAACAGUUGUUUGCCACAGAGCUUAUUUCAUACAAUAAUCCAACUGAAAAAUCCCAGUAGCUUUGUGAUGAGGGAACCAGGGCGAUUCUAACUUCCAGGCUGGCCUACAAAUAAACAUCAUCCCUGCAGCACACUGUUGAACAGAGCGUAUGCCCUUAAAAGUCAGAAUCAAAAAUUGUGCCAGAAAAAACAAAAGUUCUUCUGGUGACACACCAAUGGAAACAGUGAAAAGAAAAUAACUAUUUGACUAAAAAAUAAGCAAAGCAAUGAUUUAAUUUCACUAGAAUGAAACUUUGUGUCUUCUGGAAAUACUUAAGGUGACAUUUUUAGUGCGCCGUAACCAUUGUGUUGCACCAUCUAUCUACAGUGGGUGUCUGUGACAUUGAAUAUUAUGAGCAUGUCGGUCUGUCAGAAUAAUAUGAAGUUCCUUUCCACAGUCAAUGUUUACAUUUUUCUGUAAUUAAAGAAUUGAUCGACGGCAAAGUUUUUAGUCUGGCAACACACAGCUCCUAAAUACAGCGGUGACUUACUGUUAAGUGAGAAUUUUGUUUAACCUUUGAUGAGUUUUGUGUGAUGAUAUGAAUUCCAGUACAACACAACAACAAGCUUUGCUCUGAUUAAAGAAUGAAUGUUGAUCGAGCUUGGGCUUAAAUAAGAUGCAAGUUGGUGCUAGUUUUUAUUGUGUUUAAGCUUUUGUAUUUUGUUUGGCUCUACUAUAUGAUACUUCCACUAUUCAAAAUGCAAGCCUUAAAUAAUAAUGGGUCACCCCAGACUUAAAGAUUCAGUGAUUCUAAUAAACUUAAAAGCUCCAUUUGAACUUAACUGUGAGACUAUUUAAGAGCUUGUUUGUACAUACUGAACUGUACCGCCUCAUCAUAGACUCUAGCUGAGAAAGACAGAAUGAGCAGUGGACACUGAGUGUUUGGAAGAUGUUGUGACGUUUACUUGACCUAUGAAUGACAGUGAAAGGCUGCACUCGGCAAUUGCUUUGGUGGUGGGCUCAAAUAAAGAUGCAAAGAGGGGUAUGAAUCACUCAUGAAAAUGAUUUUUUUUUUUGUCGAUAUUUUGUACAAUCUGUGAAAUUUAAACAUUGUCUCCUUGUUUUAAAAGGUUUAUAUGCAAAAAUGUUUUCAAGUUUUGACAAUGUUCUUAUGUAAAAUAAAACCUAUUUUGGUAUCUCUCUUC
Messenger RNA from Epinephelus fuscoguttatus (brown-marbled grouper), 4102 nucleotides. It is a transcript of the gene erlin1, whose product is annotated as ER lipid raft associated 1. Gene Ontology annotation, molecular function: cholesterol binding; ubiquitin protein ligase binding. The transcript has 12 exons. Gene Ontology annotation, cellular component: endoplasmic reticulum membrane; endoplasmic reticulum. NCBI's taxonomy places the organism in Eukaryota, Metazoa, Chordata, Actinopteri, Perciformes, Serranidae. The coding region runs from base 112 to 1128 and encodes 338 amino acids. Gene Ontology annotation, biological process: SREBP signaling pathway. The record is from RefSeq and is a predicted model, not a curated record.